Messenger RNA from Heterostelium album PN500, 588 nucleotides. RefSeq lists its product as uncharacterized. The transcript is spliced from 4 exons. The coding region runs from base 1 to 588 and encodes 195 amino acids. Lineage: Eukaryota; Evosea; Eumycetozoa; Acytosteliales; Acytosteliaceae. The record is from RefSeq and is a predicted model, not a curated record.
AUGUCACAGAAGUUCGAACAUAUCCCAAAGAUUUCACAAGUUCAAUCACCGGUGGGUGGUGUUCCGGAUGGAACAACAUAUUCCGUUACUCUCAAUGGUGCUUCUGUUCCAACAUGUCACCAAAAAACAUCAAUUUCUUGUGAGCUCACAGGAUUAGCUCUUGGAACCAAAGACAUUUUAUCGAUGACUACCAGGUCAGUUUCAUUCAACUAUUCGAGCACAAGUGGUGUUCCGAAUGAAACUACAACAUACAGUAUCACUAUCAACAAUAAUCUAAGAGAUACCUGUGAAAUCCAGAUCUUACCUUUUACACUGUUAGUUUCAAUGGAACUGUAUCGGAUACUUGCUAAAAUACUCGUACCAAGUAUUGCUACUAAAGUUCUUUUAGAUACUACUUCUGUUUUCAAUGAUACUGCAACCUAUGAUGCAUCACAAACUACAGUAAUUAUUACUGGUGCUGUAGUUGGAAGUGUUGUAUUUGUUGCUGUGGUUGUUUCUGCGGUACUAUUGGCAAAGAAGUAUCACUCUCAUAGAUUCUUUAGAAAGAUUUCACUAAAAGAAACCUAUAGUUUACCCAGUCUUCAUUGA